Aspergillus pseudotamarii is the source of this 1791-nucleotide messenger RNA. Its product is annotated as major facilitator superfamily domain-containing protein. NCBI's taxonomy places the organism in Eukaryota, Fungi, Ascomycota, Eurotiomycetes, Eurotiales, Aspergillaceae. The transcript is spliced from 7 exons. Gene Ontology annotation, biological process: siderophore transmembrane transport. Bases 1 to 1791 code for a protein of 596 amino acids. The record is from RefSeq and is a predicted model, not a curated record. Gene Ontology annotation, molecular function: siderophore-iron transmembrane transporter activity.
AUGUCCGGGUUUACACACGAUAGAACUACUGAGGUCCUACCCGACAGACACGAUGUUGAAACUGCUUCGACUGCCGGCAGUGCUCAAGCAGGAGUACAGCGAGCAGCAUUACUACGAAAGACGUGGUCUAAAAAGGGCAUGAUAAUUACUUUUAUAGGUCUAUUCCUAUAUACACUCGCGACGCACUUUGGAGAUUAUUCUAGCCAGGUCUAUAUUCCAUACACCACAAGUUCCUUUAAGAGCCACUCCUCGAUGAGUGCAGCAAGAGUGGCCAGUAAUAUAGCAAGUAUUACUGCAUACCCUAUCAUUGCUAAACUGGGAGAUGUAUUUGGAAGAGGAGAGAUGUUCACCUUUUCGAUUCUGAUCACCACAUUGUGUUAUGCCAUUUAUGCUGCAUGCACGAAUAUAUCGCAAUAUGCUGUUGCUGCAGUCUUCCACUCUGUCGGCUCGACCGGGUUCGGUCUCACGCAGCAAGUCUUUAUCGCCGACGUUACAAACCUGAUCAACCGUGGUCUAUGGUCAACAUUGCCCGACUCAUUAUCCACCAUACCAACAUUAUACCUUGGCACAACGAUUGGGCAAUCCGUGUUGGACCACUCCACCUGGCGCUGGGGCUGGGGUAUGUGGGCUAUCGUACUGCCUAUCUGUGGUCUUCCCCUACUGGGUUCUGUAUUCUUCCACCAACACCGAGCAAUGAGAAACGGACUCGGUAAAAAGCACUUUGCUGCUCAGCUGGGGUUACACGAGGCCCAACCAUGGUGGAAGCAGGCAUAUGAACUAUUAUGGGUUCAGCUCGACCUCCCAGGUGCUCUUCUUCUCCUAGCAGGGUUGGCUCUAACUUUGAUACCUAUUUCCUUAACAGGAGCGAAUCGAAGUGAUCGUUGGCAGAGUGCUACAUUCAUUGCACUACUCGUCGUCGGUGUUGUACUCCUCGUUCUUUUUGCUCUCUGGGAUAUUUUCGUUGCCAAGAAGCCAUUCAUCCCAUACAGAAUGGUUAAGAGCAGGACAGUCGCAGCUGCCUGUUUAUUAGGAGCCUUAGACUUUCUUCAUUACUCCAUGUUCACCGUAUUCUACAGCAGCUACCUUCAAGUAGUGGGUGGCUAUUCUCCCGGACAUGCGACUAGGAUUGAUAAUGCGCUACGCGUAUCCUUCCAAGCUUCAGGCAUCUUCGCUGGCCUUUUCAUGAAAUACACCAAGCGGUCGCAAAUCUGGGUCCUAGUCGGAGCUCCUCUCUGCGUCCUUGGCAUGGGCAUCCUCCUCUAUCUCAUUGAUAUGGGAGACGGUAAAAUGGGCAACGAGGCAUCUUUUGUAACAGCAAAAGCAUUAAUCGGGAUCGGUCGAGGAUUCUACCAAACCGCAUCGCAGGUCUCAGCACAAGCGGUAGUAUCGAAGCAAGAAAUAUCCGUUGUGACGGCUGUAUUUUUCGCAUCAAUGGGGGUAGGCGGAGCGAUAGGGACCAGCAUAUCAGGUGCAAUAUGGCGAAACAACCUUCCCACAAAACUACGGAAAUAUCUCCCCGAUGAACUAAAGCCGCAAGCGAUGGCUAUCUUCCAGUCUAUCGUCACGGCUAAGAAAUAUGCCAAGGGAACGCCAGCCCGGGAGGCUAUCGAUCGCAGCUAUCGAGAGACACAACGGCUUCUGGCGAUUGGGGGUUUGUGUGCUGUGUCACCAAUGCUUAUUGUUAUGUUCUUCUUAAAGAAUGUGCAUCUCGAUAAGCGAGAUAAUGUGGUCGGGGAUACAGUGGAAAGGUCAGAUAAAGUAGAGGGUGAAUCAGCGAAGCAGAUGACUUGA